AUGAUUUCGACCCCCUAAAACUAUAAUACAUCAAAACAGAGAAAAAAACAUUGCAAGACAAUUUUGCUGGGGCUAUCGGAAUUACCCCGCGGCAUGAAAAAUGAUCUACAUGUUUAAUAAUUCAAUGCCACCAAACAAAUAAUUAUAAAAGCAAAAUCAAAAGAGGUACUGACACUUUAACACGUAUUCAUCAAAUAUCAGCUUCUAAACAGAAUUUUCCAACAAGUUUUGAACGAUAAAAACGAGUUUCAAAAGUGCACUGUUUUUUGCAGCAAAGGAUUUGGGCAUUCAGAUUUUGAACACUGCACAGACUUGACAAAACAGAGCAGAUGAACCAUCUGAUCAUUAAUGGGUGUAGGUUAGCACUAAAACUACCUACUUUCUUCAUCAUUUGUGCCAAAAUGUGUUUUGCAACAAAGCUAGGGCUUGCUAUCGGAAUUACCCCAUAUCGGAAUUACCCCACUUUACCUUAUACACGAUGCAUUUAAGAUUGAAAAAUCAUUUUCAGAAAUUAUUGCCGUUCAUCAUUUUGUGCUUCAGAUUUGAAUACAUAGGUAAAUAAAAUCUUGAAAUAAGGUUAUUCUUCUUCCAUUUCAACCACAUAACCGGAUGCUCGAUAAUAUCAACGAUUACCAUCAGAAAAUGCAUCAGAUCUGAAUAGUUCCUGAAAUCUUUCAAGCUGCGACAGAUGACGUCAUUAAACAACAAAUCGAAUCACACCUGUGUUUAGGAAUAAUACAGAAAUUCUACUAUCAGCUUAGACGAGCUCUUAACAAUUAGUUAUUGAAAUCAUGAAUCGAAAAAGAUCGAGAGACGAACCUUAUUGGGAGGAUGUAACUACUUUCCAGGAUUUUAUUGCAAUGCUUUCCAAGCGCCAGAAGAUAUCCGUACCUGAGUCAGCAGAAGGAUCUCCAGGAACGAAAAACAUGAAGAAUGACGACGAUGGUGUUAAGUUGAAAGUCGAAAAUAUUUCAGCAGAUAACUUGAAAAUACUAAUUGCCUUUUUAUGGCAUAUUCCCGAAGAAUAUCAUUCUAUUGCUUUUGCAACAGACACAGAUACAGCAGGAAAUUCUGACGAUAUAGUUUUUCGAUACAAAGAACCAGAUGGUAAAUCAGUAUAUAGUUUUUUACAAAUUGAACAUAAGAAGCAUUCAAGCGAGGCAAUCACUGUUGAUGAUUUACUUGGCGAGAUGGACAAACAAUUUAGUCUGAAGAAACAUUUUCAUUCUUUUCGUAAAGCUAUCAGAAAUCCUCUGUAUGAAGGUUACGAAAUGAAAGACUAUGUAAUUUGUACAAAUGCUGAUAUGGUGCUAGAUUUAAAAAGCAAUUUUACAACAAUCAGUGGUACUGAUAAGCUCUUAAGUUUUGGAAUGAGGGUUACAGAUCUUCAGUGCUUGAAACUGAAACUCGAUGGCAUUUCAAAAAAUAGUAAAUUUACGUCUGUACUCAGGAAGACAUCUAAAUGUAAGAGAUUGGCUGAAAAGCUCGCCAAGUAUGUACACAAUAGAAAGGUCAUUAGCUUUAAAAAUAAUCUACUCGAACAUUACCAUCGUGCGAUACGAAAAUAUGUUAUUGAGCCUGAAGAUUCUCGAGAAAGCCAACAGAGGAUUAUAAAGGUCAAAUUCAGGACUGAUUUUCUGAAUGGAAAUUUGCCAGAUCAAGCGAAAAACUUCCGAAAACAUUUUUAUGAAGCGUACAAAGCUAUUUCAAAAGAGCACGUAAGCGAGUGUCAGUUCUGGACAAAUAUGAAAAACGAGAGGCUAAAAAUACCUCAAUUUUAUAGAACGUAUCUAGAACUUGAUGAUGAUCCAAUGCUCACUGAUUAUAGAAAAUUAGCAGAAGAGAUUGCAGAAGAAAUGAGAUUAGCCAGAGACAACGUUGUGAAAAUAGAGAGAAGAACAAAUUUUAUUAAAGACAAUAUUGAUAAACUGGCAGGGUACGUGUUUGUAAAAAGAGAUACUUUGGAGAAAGAUACUUAUUAUUUUAGUUCAAAUUUUGUUCACAGUAAAUGUAAAUUACCAUGUGAUUUAGAAUAUUUUAGAAAUCACUUGAAGGGAGAAGUACUCAGAAAAGAAGUGACAUUCGAAGAAAACAAAUACAAAUUUUAUAUUAGGAAUUUCACUACAUGUCCAGAAGCAGUAGUCUACUCAAAAUCUUAUUUGCCACAUGAUAAUAAUGCCAAUGAUGUUUCUGAAAAAGAAAUCAAUUAUUUUUUUGAAAAAUUGGUAUUUGCAAUUAAUCAACGUGGAUCAACCAACGGAAAAGAAAUAGACAAAUAUUUCAAUUUCUCUCAUAAUAACUCUAGAGCACAUUCCCUCCAUAAAUACAUAUUGGAUUGGUUAAGAGCUAAAAAAGCAUGCUUUCAAGGCCACCUAGAACGCAAACUUUUCACAAAAGAAACCUACAUGAUGAUUUCCAACUUAGUAGUGCAUGAUUCAACGGUAGAAUAUUGCGCUGAGCUGGAAUCUACUGGCAUAGAAUUUACGAACAACAUAUCAGAAAUACACACUUUUUUGAAUUCUAAAGAAAGACAGAUUUUUAACCUUAUCAGUUCACCAAACACUACUCAAUCAAGUUUAAUCAAACUACUGCAAAUUUCAAAAGAAAUUAAAGGGAACAAAUCCGAUGCCAGCAUUGCUACACGACUGAGUGCACUUAGAGUAAUGCAAACAUUGAAAAAUAUACCAGCAUACCAGUCCGAGGGUAGUUUCAUUUUCAUGCAUACGCGCUCAAUUUUGCCUGUAUAUGAUAUUGUAACGUAUAAUUUUGCCUCCACAGCAUCGAGUAAUCUCCUGGUAAUUGAAUGUGGAGAUGAGACAAGAAAUAGAUGGAAAUUACAUCAUAGAUUAUGCUCGAUAAUAGAUCAGAAUGGCGAUAAAAAGAUUAUCUUGAUUACUCAGAAGGGUGACAUCCUGACUGAGGCAUUCUACGAUUAUUUUCGUAGAACAAUGAAAUAUAAAGAGAUUCAAGAUGAAAAUAGUAGUGCUGUAAAGGAAGUACGUUUAUAAGAAUUUUUUACCUACCUACCUAGGUAAUUUGUGGCAAACUUAAUGCGUAUUUAUUAGUUUUGUAUACAUGUCUCCAAAAAAUUAAAAAAAUGGUUGAUUUUU
Molecule: messenger RNA, 3110 nt
Organism: Planococcus citri (citrus mealybug)
Lineage: Eukaryota; Metazoa; Arthropoda; Insecta; Hemiptera; Pseudococcidae
Exons: 4
Coding region: 792-3008 (738 amino acids)
Source: RefSeq, a predicted model, not a curated record